Drosophila obscura is the source of this 747-nucleotide messenger RNA. RefSeq names its product mitochondrial pyruvate carrier 2-like. Gene Ontology annotation, molecular function: pyruvate transmembrane transporter activity. The transcript has 3 exons. Gene Ontology annotation, cellular component: mitochondrial inner membrane. The record is from RefSeq and is a predicted model, not a curated record. NCBI's taxonomy places the organism in Eukaryota, Metazoa, Arthropoda, Insecta, Diptera, Drosophilidae. The coding region runs from base 248 to 688 and encodes 146 amino acids. Gene Ontology annotation, biological process: pyruvate import into mitochondria.
CUCAGUUGCCGAUGAGCGCUUCGCUGUCACAGAUCUACUUCGGUUUGGGUACGCCGCUCUGCUCUCCAGCACUUGUAUCACGUUCCAGUCUUUUACUAUUACCAGACUAAGGCUUCUAAUCAAUUAAUUGAAGCUUGAUUAGAACAGCGCGAAUCAUCUGUUCUCAGCUCUCAUUAUCGAACAUCAAUUUAGUUUCUCGCGGCAGUCGUUUGGAAAGGUUGGACGUUCAGUACCCUCCAGUAAUAGAAUGCCACCAAAGCCUCCAGCUGCAGCGCUUGCCUCAGUGGGUAAGGGCAUCCACUCCAAGGUGUACAAUGGCCUCAUUGGAGUCUGUGAUAAGUUUGUGCCGCCCAAGAUGCGUCCUCUCUGGAUGCAUCCAGCAGGUCCAAAGACGAUAUUCUUUUGGGCACCGAUCGUCAAGUGGGGUCUGGUCAUCGCCGGACUAAGUGAUCUGACCCGACCGGCGGACACUAUUUCCGCGAAUGGCUGCCUUGCCCUAGGUGCAACGAAUCUCAUUUGGACGCGCUAUGCUCUGGUGAUCAUACCAAAGAACUAUAGUCUAUUUGCUGUCAAUCUGUUUGUGAGUCUGACGCAGCUUUUCCAACUGGGACGGGCCUGCAACUACAAGCUGGAGCAGUCCAAGCUGGAGAAGGCAACAGCGGAGAGGCCAGCUCUUCUGCAGCAGUAGAACAUAAUUUAUAGUCAUAGGCCAAUUUAUCCACCACAAAUAAAUACAAUUAUUCUCUA